Messenger RNA from Dothidotthia symphoricarpi CBS 119687, 1389 nucleotides. RefSeq lists its product as uncharacterized. The record is from RefSeq and is a predicted model, not a curated record. Lineage: Eukaryota; Fungi; Ascomycota; Dothideomycetes; Pleosporales; Dothidotthiaceae. Bases 1 to 1389 code for a protein of 462 amino acids. The transcript has a single exon.
AUGCUCCGCAAUUCAGCAGAGGAACACCUUGAUGUAGAUGAAGGCGAGAUCUGUGAGUCUUCGAACCCUCCCAAAAUUGGGCUUCCUAUACCUGACCCUCCAAAAAUCUGGAAAGAAAAAAAACGCCGGAGAGGCAAGCAGGUCAAUAAGGGACGAGGAGUACGCAGAGCCGCCCAGGGGCUGCCCCAGCUGCCUUAUAAGCAGACCCCUGCAGCAACUGCACAAGAAGCGGACGAGGACGAGCCACCUCGUAAACGGCAAGCAGUCGAAGAACAGACUUUCUUUCUUCAACCACAACAAGAAGAAGAAGAAGAAGAUGAAGACGAGAUUCGUCCAAGGAUCGAGUCCCAUUACAACGAGGAUAAGCUGCCUCGUACACAGCAAGCAGCUCGAGGAAGGACCCUCAAUCCUCGACGAGAGGAAGAGGAAGAGGAAGAGGAAGAAGAGUUCGAAAUCCUUCGGAGCCUCAGGCCGGUGCGAAAAUCCCGCCUCGUUCAGGCCAAGAGCAAUCGGCAGUUGGCCCGAGAGAGGGUUUCCCGUCUUCAACAAGAAGAAGAACAAGAAGAGGAAGAAGCGGAGGAAGAAGCGGAAGAAGAAGAGCGCGAAGUCUCUUGGAGUCUUAGCCCAGUGCGAGUACCCCGCCUCGCCCAGGACAAAGAGCCUGAACAAGGGCUGCUAUUUGGCGAGCACUGCUACGUCCUCUGCCGACUCUCGUCAGCCAAGGCAGAGUCGAGCGUACAAAAUCCCGGCCUGACGCAUGCUCAGUUGACCGCGAUGAACGUUACGCGGCGAAUAAACGAAGGCAUAGAACUUGCCAGACGCCUGGUUGAGAAUUGUCCAGAGCGGCACACGUUUACAGACGUCACGGCAGUCCGUCUUGUUAGCCGUACUGUCGAAGGGCCAUCCUUCCUCAGAGCAAGUAACAAAUACACUAGGGCUAUCAGGGCCUACUUUGAAGAUCCCGCUCGUCGCGGCAAAAAGGUGACGCUGCUUAUCCGCGGACUGGAUGGCUUGGUCACUUCUAUGACUUCAAUGGAGUCGUUGUUGAUAUUUCUCAAGUCCGUUCAGGUCCAAGCUCAGUUUAUUUUUCAGUUCAACAAAGUCACUGAUAUGACCCGUCCAAACAAUAUACGCAAUUACAGAGGACUUGGUGGUAUCAUAGUCUUUAUGGAUACUGACUUCCAAAAUUACAUCGACAACAUAGGCAAGGUCAACAAGCAAUAUUCUAACCCAGACCUAACUAGGCUUGAGCAGAUCUGGAAAGAUGUCCAGGGAGACAAGUCUGGGGGUCAGGGUAUACAAGACAGAAAUACACUUCUUUCUGCUGACGCUACAAAGCCAGAGGGUGGCAAAAACGCCUCGUCUGUUGGUCGCAAAAAAGCGCGAUAG